UGUCAAUGUCACUUCAACCAACGUGCUUUUUGCGGUAUUCUGUCUGGUGAAUUCAAAUUUUGUAGUUCUUCGCAGUUUUUUUAUAUUAUGAUAAAACGUUUAUAAUCAUGGGUGAAGCCAGACGAUCACAAAAAUCUUGUACAACCGUAGCUGUAAGGUAUCGUUUUGUAUGGAAACCUAGUGGUGAUGGGGAAAAGGAUCUUCAAUUUUUACCUCACAAAGUGCGUAAGCUGAAACAUGUCCCACCUGUUCAAGAUGAGCCUGUCGAGUUAAAACCAGAGGAUGUAGUGUAUUUGGACGAUGUAGAAUAUUUAAGAAGUCUCGACCCUAAAGAAUGGAAGCACCAAGAUCAUUACAAAGUUUUAGGAAUUCCCACUUUGAGAAUAAAAGCCACUGAUGAAAUAAUUAAAGCAGCAUAUCGUAAGAAAGUACUUCAGCACCAUCCAGAUAAACGAAAAGCUAAGGGUGAAGAAAUCAAGGACGAUGAUGACUAUUUUACAUGUAUAACCAUGGCUUAUGAAACACUAGGAAAUCCUCUAAAGAGAAGGGCUUAUGAUUCAGUGGAUCCUGAGUUUGAUAAUAAUAUACCAAGUGCUAGUGAAAUAAAGUCGGAUUUCUUCAAGGUAUGCUCAUAUUAUUUUGAUUUGAAUUCAAGAUGGUCUGAAAAGCAGAAGGUGCCAAAAUUAGGCGGACCUGAUUCAACCAGAGAAGAAGUGGAGAAAUUUUACAACUAUUGGUAUGAUUUUAAAUCUUGGAGAGAGUAUUCUUAUGAAGAUGAGGAAGAUAAAGAGAAAUGUACAGAUCGUGAUGAGCGAAGAUAUGUAGAUAAAUUGAAUAAAGCUGAACGUUUGAGGAAAAAGAAAGAAGAAAUGGCCAGAAUAAGAACCUUAGUGGAUUUAGCAUAUAAUAAUGAUCCUAGGAUAGCAAAGUUUAAACAAGAUGAUAAAGAUAGAAAACUAGCUGCUAAACGAGCAAAACAAACAGCUGCUCAGAUUAAAAAAGAAGAGGCAGAAAGGGCUUUGAGGGAAGCCCAGUUAGCCAUUGAAAAAGCCGAAGCAGCAGAAAGAGCAAGGAUUGAAGCAAAACGACAAGAAAGAGAGGCCCAGAAAAAAUUAUUAAAGAAAGAAAGAAAAGCCUUAAGAGAUAUAUGUAAAUCCAACAAUUAUUAUGCUGAUAAUCCAGAACAAAAUUUAGCGCACAUGACAGCAUUAGAAUCAAUUUGUGAAAAUAUGAACAUAAAUGAACUAGAACAAUUGAAUAAAGAAAUAAAAAGCAAAGGUAAAACGGCUUUCUUGAAAGCCGUUACUAAAAUUAACAGUUUAAUUGAAAACGAAAGAAAAGCUAUGCUUGAAGCAAGUAGACCAAAAUCUGCAGAAAAUAAAAAUUUGAAUGUAACCCAAGUGAUGCCGGAGUGGAAUGAAGAAAAUAUGCAGCUUUUAGUGAAAGCAGUAACUAUGUUUCCGCCAGGAACCAAUCAAAGAUGGGAAGUUGUUGCCAAUUUUAUGAAUCAACAUGGAAAAAUAAAAAAAAAUGCCAGCAAAUUCAAUGCUAAAAUGGUUUUAUCCAAGGCUAAAGAACUUCAAAAUGCAGAUUUCUCAAAAAAUAAUCUCAAAGAAGAAGCAAACAAACAAGCUUUCGAUAACUUCAAGAAGAAUAAGAAGUCUGUUUUGAAUGUAAAUGAGAAUGGGAUAUCUAAAAAAUUGGAGGAGAUGAAAAUUGUUGACAAGAAGCCGAAAACUGAUGACAAGAAGCUGAAAUCUGAUGAACAGAAGAAUAACAAAGUAGAAUCAGCGGCAUGGACAACUGAGGAGCAGCUCCUUUUAGAACAAGCAUUGAAAACGUACCCUGCAUCUACAUCAGAGCGUUGGGAUAGAGUUGCUGAGUGUAUACCUAACCGAACUAAAAAAGAGUGUAUGAAGCGGUAUAAGGAACUAGUAGAAACUGUUAAGGCUAAAAAAGCUGCUCAGGCAGCUGUUAAUUCUGUGAAAUGAUUGAUGUGAAUAUGUAAUAUUUAUUUACUUCUACCUAGAAUUGUUCAAUAAACAAUAACGACCA
Molecule: messenger RNA, 2055 nt
Organism: Coccinella septempunctata (seven-spotted ladybird)
Lineage: Eukaryota; Metazoa; Arthropoda; Insecta; Coleoptera; Coccinellidae
Product: integrator complex subunit 14-like
Exons: 2
Coding region: 108-1991 (627 amino acids)
Biological process (GO): snRNA 3'-end processing; regulation of translational fidelity; 'de novo' cotranslational protein folding
Cellular component (GO): cytosol; integrator complex
Molecular function (GO): Hsp70 protein binding; ribosome binding
Source: RefSeq, a predicted model, not a curated record